This is a messenger RNA of Ceratosolen solmsi marchali, 5586 nucleotides long. RefSeq lists its product as uncharacterized. The transcript has 21 exons. Gene Ontology annotation, molecular function: protein binding. The record is from RefSeq and is a predicted model, not a curated record. NCBI's taxonomy places the organism in Eukaryota, Metazoa, Arthropoda, Insecta, Hymenoptera, Agaonidae. The coding region runs from base 283 to 5250 and encodes 1655 amino acids. Gene Ontology annotation, cellular component: cytoskeleton.
UUACUGGCUGAUCCUAAGACCAAGAAUAUACACAGAAGAGGAUUCAUAGAUUAGUAAAGUCGUCGUGGCAUGAUAUGGUGAAGGAGGCUGCACGAUGCAGCUACUGACCUUGAACUCACUUUUGAUGUUCGACUUGGUUUUCCUGUUCUUUCUUUUCCUCGUUGGUGUCUCUUGCCUGGCUUAUUAUAUCCCCGGAUCCCGGCUACGUGCAAUCGCCUCUCACGAGGUCAUUAAAGUUAAUCCAUCCCCAAGAGCUAAAGCACCCAUCGAUGAUGUUUAAGAAUGCCAAUGAAGACCGUUGGCGGCGCCGGUUUAGGGGUCGUUGCGGGCGAUGUCCUUGCACUAAGGGGAACAGGACUAGCAGCACCAGAAACUUGGGCUCUUUUAUGCCAGGCUGCCCAGGCCCUCCAAGAUCUCUUUUUAUCAAAUGGAGGGGUUGUAGGUGGUUCGAGAUCGGGGCCCGUUGUAACACCUCACACCCUUGAGCUGACGCCACGAGGUCGGGUGAUGCUGCUGCAGGCGCCGCCGGAUACUGCCAGAGCCUACCUACCGCCUGAAUACCGUCCUGGGCGUGUAUAUUCAGACACAGAUUCGGAAAAGAUGUGGAUGUAUUCGCUCGGGAGGGCUUUACUGGACACGACACCCCGGGUAACAGCGCUGACGGGCACCGUAUCCGUGUCCCCGUCUUCCGCCCUCCAGUCGGUCCUCGCAGCCAUGACCGAGCCCGACCCACGUCGACGUGCCUCUCUUAUGAACCUCCUCGACGUAAUUUCCGAGUACUGCAGAACUAGGCUACAGUCACGCCCCUUCACGCACAUCGUCAUGGACAUGUAUCGUGAGGUAGUUCGAUCAACCCAGUACGCAGCGAGAAAACGCGCUGUGCUUCAACCGACGAAAAUACUACCACCCAUACCAAUUCAGCAGCAUCAGCAGCAACAACAGCAACAACAUUCCGUGGCAAUGAAUGCCGUCCCGACGCGGCAGAAUCCGCCGCCGUUUAUGCAGCAGAUGAUUCAACAUCAGCAACUGCCACAACAGCAGCAACAGCCGAGGCACCGAGGCAAGGGGAUGGUUUUUCGGGUGCAAUCGAGGAAUUCGAGAUCCCAGCCAAACCUCCUCAGCAUGUCUAAUUCAGAUGGCAGACAUGGCUCUAGGACAAACGUCGACGACGGCAGCUACGGCUACAUCGUAGACCCUCAUCCCCGUCAUCAGCACGUGCGCACCAAUUCCCAACCCGAGUGCUGUAUGGAACGAGGUAUGCCGAGUCUCGAAUAUUUGCGAUGUUUUCUCUUAUCAGUGUCGGUGCGAUGCGCGAUCCCGACGCACCCGUCAUUUUUGCGAGAAUGUAUGAUGAGGGAAAGCGAGAGAGAACGACCAAAAAUGACGAACAAUGUAGGGGAAAAGGAGGAGAAAAUUUUAAAGAGGAUUACAGGUGCGGGCACGACGAUACCGCAGGUGAGGAGCAGCAGCAAUCUGGCAGCGAUGAGUGCUGCGGUGUCGGCAGCCGAUGCACGGAACGCCAAGAAUCCGUUUUACGGGGAGCCGAUUUACGCGAUGCCAGUGAAGCCGUUCCUUAGUUCUCAGGAUGUGAGCAAAGCUAACGCGGCCACGAGGCAAUUCCAGCGAACGGAAGCUCGUGUGGCUCACCAAGCGGCGGCCAUUGCGCGCAAUCGUUGCGGAAAAGCCGAGGCGCAGUCGAGCCUCCCGCGCCUGGACAGUGACCUUUGUCCGGGACAGACACCAAUGGCCAAGAUGCAGGAAAACGUCUAUGGAAGCUCGACGAAGAACAACCUCGGGCCCGUUACCCUGCAGCGUCAGCACUCGAGUCCGCAAUUUUCCUCGACUCAUUGCAGCCAGGAACAAAAACUUUGGGAUUUUGCGAAUCCGCUUCCGGACACAUGCGGUAACAACGUUGUGCCUCGUGCGCACAAUGCUGCUGCAGACGCUAACAUUGAUACCCGGCAACGGGAGCAAAAUCAACAGAAGUUAAAGCAAUUGGAGCAAAAAGCGAAUUCCGAGGGAAGGAUUCCGUACGUGCCAAGGGGUCCACCACCCCCCAAGCCCCCACGUAUAAUAACGAGCUUGAAAAAGGCGGCGGCAGCCCAGGCGGCCUUGGACGCACAAGUCAGGGCUAACGUCAAGCCCCAAAGGCUUUCUUCCGCCUCUUCUCUUCUUCAUCUUCGAAGGGACUUGAAAAAUGGACCGAGAGCUCGACGAGGUCGGGCGGUUCAGAGAGCUCCGUCGCGUCUUUACCGAACGGUAAAUGGCUCGGCUCAGUCCUUCAAUAAGACGCAAUGCGUGGGACCGGAAUUCGUCGUGCGGGCCAACCAGCCGGCAAAACUAUUGACCGUGGGCGACUUCAAGGUGAACAACAUUGGCCGGUUAACAGUAAUUCUUCUGACUGGUCAGCGGCUCGAAGUCACCUGCGAUCCGCAAAAGAUUACCGCUGGUGAACUCUUUCACGCAAUUGUACAAAUGGAAGUUAUUGAAGAAAAUUUCACGCUAGGGUUGGCAGCUUUGCUAGCUGGAGAUUUUGCAAUACUUCCUUCCGAUACAAAAUUAAAUAAAGUCGCACCCGCCGGUUGGCUAAAUAGUGGCAAGAACAAAGGUUUAUUAGGUCUUCCAACGAGCUUUAUGCUAUACCUGAGGCUCCGGUUUUUCUUACCGUCCCUUCGAGGAAUAAGAGGCUGGAUUCCAAAGCAUCUGUUAUAUUUGCAAAUUCGACGUUGCAUAUUAGAACAGCAAUUGAUCUGUCCUCUAACGCAGCUGAUUAAUCUCACUGGACUCGCUCUCCAGGCCGAAUUUGGCAAUUACAGUGCCAACGAGCACGGCUGCGGCGACUACUUCCUGCUGGAGCACUACGUUCCCGAGUCUCUCAUCCUGAAUUCAGAGGAGCAACAGUACCGACAUCCGCAGUUGCCGGACAGCGGCGAGGCGCUGCGUAAACGACUGCAGCAAGCGCAUCGCGAGCGCAGGGGCUUGGACGCCAAUAAAGCCGAGGAGAUGUUCGUCGUGCAUGCCCAGUCGUUAACCGAUUACGGGGCUCACUAUUACAUUGCCACGGUGGACACAAAGGAGCUCGGCAAGCUUGUUGCCCGGCAAAAAAAGUGCGCCGAUCAAAAUCUGCAGAAUGAGCAGCAGCCGUGUCAGCAGAUUUUUUAUGCCGAAUCGGAGAAUAUCUACGAUAUCGACAAGUUCUCCGAUUAUCCAAUUUAUGGUAAGAUCGACUUUCAUACCUCAACAAACAUCCACGAGCAAAAUCUCCAACGCAGUCCUUAUACCGACGAGCAGAAGAUAAUGCUAUCCAAGAGCCCAACAAACGUCACUCACGAAAGCUGCUCCACGCCGAGGAAAAGCAUCGAGAUUCAAAAUAAUAAUAACAAUAACAAUAGAAGCCCGAGUAAAACGAGCAAAUUCAAAAAGAACGAGAGUGACGUAUGGCUGGCCAUUCAUUCGCAAGGACUAAAGGUCUUCGAGCGCGGUGCCAGAUUACGGGAGAGGCUCGAGCUCGCGAAAUUCCAGUGGAAGGACAUUCAAACUUUGAGUUACGGCAAGAACUGUUUGGUGAUUUAUUCGCGGAUCAGCGGCAAACGAUGCAAAUUCAAACUUAAAAUGGACCACCGAAAGAGCUACUACGCUUUUAAGUUAACAUCUUUGCAUCAUCAAUUUUUUCUGAAGCUUCGCUCAGAACUGACAUCACUCCAAGGCUUAGUAAAGGACUUCGGUGUAGCACUGACAGCAGAGCCAAACCUACCGCCACUAAAAACUAAAGCCGAAAGUGCCAAAACCAAAAUAUCUAUAGCCGAUUCCGUGAAAAAGCAUCAGGAAUAUAAAUCAAAGUAUCGAACGCGUCUCGAGGAGGAGCAAAACAAGGAGAAUGAAAAUCCCCUAAAAGUUUCCGAGAGUCACAAGUCCGCGAACGGCAAAGCGAUCGAUUCAUCGAUCAACGCGGAUGAAAGUAAUGCGCUAUACGCACAAGUGAACGCGCGACUCGAGCCCGAAGGCGAGUCACGUGACACCGAGGAUGAGGCCGAUCGUGCUUUGAUUAUAAACGGAAAAAUCUUAGGCUCGCCUAGCACUAAUGCCUUUCAUGCAUACGAGCAUACGAAGAACGACAGACUGUACAAUUACGCAAAUAUCGGUGUUCCUUAUGGAAGCGAGAAGGAGGAGUAUGUUUAUACCAUUCCCAAACCCUAUUCUACGAAUGACAUUGAUCGGCUCAAUGAAAAGAUGGAAAAUCCAGAGGAUUUGUAUACUGCUAUUAAUAAGUCGAGCUUUCCGAAGAAAACGAAAUUGCCAGGACAUGUUGCCGAGGAAUGGAAGGAAAUUGAAAUUCAGAAGACAUUGAAUAAGGUGAAAACGUCAAAUUUACCGAAUUACGAUCCCAUUCGACAGAAUGAAAAUCAUGAUUCUUCGAAUAAGCCGUGCAACUUGGAUGUUAAAGUGGACAGUAAAACGACGUAUUCAACCCUUACAGAAAAGGACACUAAUCCUGCCGAUGCUUUGGAAACGGAAUCGAUACAUUCGGCAUCGGCAAAAUCAACUGAAUCUCCGAUACCCGAAGCUUAUGUACUUAACAUUCGAACAUGCGAAGAGACCUUCCGAAUACCGGAUGAGACAAUGUCGACGUCACUGAUGGCAAGGCUGGAUGAGCUGUCGUUCGACGAAGAGCGAAUGUUGCGAACGAUCAAGUUGGAAAGAGGACAAGGAGGUAGUAUAGGCUUGCAAGUGACAGAAGGUAACGACGGUGGCGUUUAUGUUCAGGCAGUAUCAGUCGGGGGCUCCGCCGAUAUGGCUGGCAACGUAAACAAAGGUGACAGGAUUGUAGCUAUCAAUGGGCAAAGUUUACUUAACUUUCGAUACGAAGAUGCCUUAAAAAUGCUACAAAGUUCAUCGGAAACAGUUGAACUUGUAUUAUCACAAAUAGUGCUAAUAAAUAAUUGUGACAAUCGAGUCGAAGAGGCUAGCGAGAAUAGCUACUUGCAAAAUAUAAGAUUUAAUGUAUCUUCGGAGACAGAGACCGGAGUUAUGUCCUCCAAAUGGCUUCAAAAAACUAUUGAUGUUGUAUCCGUACAAAAUACAUCUAGUGCUUAUAGCAGUGCAGCGUCUAGUGCCAUGGGAAACCAUAAUGCUAACAAUUUAUAUGUACCCAAUAUCGAUGAAACUAAUGCAAUUAAUUCAGCCAGUAUGCUAUUGAGUUUAGAAGACUUCGAUAUUAGUAAUUCGAGUACUCAACAAGUUUUUAUAUAAUAACAUGGGUCUUCGUUACCACCGCCCGUACCGCCACGACGUAGGAAAUGCACGCUUGAACCAAAACCAAAAUGGUCAUCUGUCACAGAUCCUAAUGCGUUAAAGCCUGAACGCAGUUAUCGUACAAUUACUUCACCUCCUCAACCAGCUGUGCCUCAACGAGUCAGAACUAAAAAAAAAGCAUCGCCAUCAUUUGCAAAUAAUUAUUGUUUGCCUACAAUUAAAACUACAAACAAUAAUAGUCUUGAAUGUGAUUUUAGCAAUCGUGCUGCAAUAUCAAAGGAGAUUCUUUCGCAAAAGAGUGAAAAUUUUCAGAUACAAAAUUUUAAAGCAAAU